CUCUAUUGUAUCAUACUGGUGUGGUAUCAGGCGCGGGCAAUAGCUGAAUACAAGAAUCAAGGUCCUGAUUUACUUCUACUAUCGGCCGUUUCCCCCCUCAGUGACCAUGGAGAACGAUACCGAUAACCAACCUACGUUCAGUGCUGUGUCUAGCACGGCAAGAACACUUUAUCAACUACUAAGAUGUAUUUCAUUCGCAAGCAAAGCCCAGGUCCGACUAUCUGAAGCUGGUAUGCGCUUUGGUGUAGAAGACAGUAGUGUCAUGGAAGGUCAUGCGUUCCUCGGAAAAGAUCUCUUUACGACCUACCAGUACAAUGCUCCUCCACCAUCGCAACAUUCGAAUACACUCAAAAGCGACGAUAACGACCAACUCGACGAGCCUACUUCUCCAAUCUUCGAGAUAUCCCUUCCUUCGCUCCUCGAGACUCUCCAAAUUUUUGGCCUUGCCGACCUGACGAGCACACGCACCAACCCCUGGUCGCGCGCCCCAGACAUAAAUCAAGCUUUCGAUAAUCGCGUUCUAGGCCUUACUGGCAUCUGUAAACUACGCUACGCUCGACCUGGUGCACCGCUCAGCAUUGUGCUUGAGGAGAGCGGCAUCACGACGACCUGUGAUCUCGUCACAUACGAGCCUACUGUCACAGAGGACAUUCCAUUCGCACGAGACGCGCUAAUGCUGAAGAUUGUCAUGCGUGCUAGCUGGUUGUACGAUGCUCUGUUAGAACUCAGUGCAACAAAUCCCGAGACAUUGACCCUAACAGCAAGUCCAGUGGCGCCAUACUUUGCACUUUCAGCCGCUGGCCCGCUUGGUAGUGCGACAGUUGAGUUCUCGUCUCGCGAGCAAGGACUAUUGGAAACAUUCAUGGUUUCGCCAGCCAUAAGUGGGAAGAGAGGCAAGGUCGUCAACAGCUAUAAGUUCAGCCUUAUCAAAGCUGCGCAACGAGCCAUGGCUGCGGCAACCAAGGUUAGUAUUCGUGGGGAUCAUCAGGGCGUGUUGAACCUUCAAUUCAUGAUCGAGGUAGACACGGAAAAAGAGAAGAUCAGUUUUAUCGACUUCGUGUUCGUGCCACUUGCCGAAGACGGUGAUGAAGAAGGCACAGAGGAUGAAGAAGAAGAUGACGUGGGAGACGGCAGGAAUAAUGCAGAUGGGGGCGUAGUGAAUACCGAUGACGAUGAGGAAUAACACUCGUCGAUGGAGACCUCAAGCGUGACCUGCCCGGUUGUAAUUAUAAACAAUCACCCGUUUUGGACGGUCUGACAGCUCCUUCCUAA
Molecule: messenger RNA, 1272 nt
Organism: Pseudovirgaria hyperparasitica
Lineage: Eukaryota; Fungi; Ascomycota; Dothideomycetes; Acrospermales; Acrospermaceae
Product: Rad1-domain-containing protein
Exons: 2
Coding region: 107-1183 (358 amino acids)
Biological process (GO): DNA damage checkpoint signaling; DNA repair
Cellular component (GO): checkpoint clamp complex
Source: RefSeq, a predicted model, not a curated record